This is a messenger RNA of Lodderomyces elongisporus, 855 nucleotides long. RefSeq lists its product as uncharacterized. The transcript has a single exon. The record is from RefSeq and is a predicted model, not a curated record. Bases 1 to 855 code for a protein of 284 amino acids. NCBI's taxonomy places the organism in Eukaryota, Fungi, Ascomycota, Pichiomycetes, Serinales, Debaryomycetaceae.
AUGAAUAGGAAGAAACAUGCACUAGACGAAGACCAUGAUGGUUAUUAUGAUGAUGAUGAUGAUGAUGAUGACAAAGAAAGAGAAGGAGAGCGGGAAAGAGACAGAAGCGAGCUCGUGGACAGAUCAGGCAAACGAAUCAAGUUGGAUUCGAUGAUGAAAAAGCUAGACUUGAAUGAUAAUAAUUUGUCUACCGCUGCAACCAACAGAACAAACAAGGAGUAUAUACUACCUCGAGUCAAGACAUCAUUCAACAUAUUCAAAAAGGAAGACAAUGCACCACAAACUUAUACUUCAUCACGUUUUAACUCAUAUGUCAAUGACCGAAUAGUAAACCAUUUCCAAGAAGUUCUAAUAUCGGGUUUGAAGAUUAUCCCAUGGUACAAUUACCAAUUCUUGAUUAUUUACAUUUACCGGAAAUGGUUUGUAAAAUUGUUUAAUCGGUUUCUCAAAAAAUAUAAUGCAAGAAACGGAACACGUCUACAGCUAUUCACCAAUUAUGACAAAAUCGUACAACUUAUACCCGAAGGAUUUCUCACAUGGAACGAUUUAAAGAAUAUUAUUUAUGAGGAAAACCGACUAGAAAUUAAACGAUUAAAGUUGAAAAACGAAAUGCGACAGUCACAAAGAAAUUCUGACAAUAUAAGGAAAGAAGCAGAAGAGUACAAGGACCUUGGCUAUAAUUACUGGGAUAAUUUGAAAUUCGAUAGAGAUUUGGAUAUGCUAGAUGCAGAUGAUGAUGAUGACAACCCUAUACAAUUCAACUCAACAGAGCCUAAAAUAGUUGUGUUGCAAAAUGACACAGAUGACCAUGAUGCCCAAAUGAUGGAAGUUAAUGCACCUGUAAAAGUCAACUAA